AUGGAUUUUCACACAGAAAAAAGGAAUUCUGAAUUUAAUGAAGAAAAGAUGGAAAUUUCACUUAUCGAAAAAGAUUUAAAAGCUAAGGAAUUCGGAUGUUUGAUGGACACUGGGGUUCAGACAGAAUGGAAGUUUUUCAAUAUUGACAUAGAGAAGAAGGACAUAGAAGUGCAAACUGAGUCAAAUUUUCACGAAACUGAACAUAGAGUAGCAAAGACACAUGUUGAAGUACAAACAGUGGAGAUGAUUUGUGAAAUUACCAACGGUUUUACAAGUGAGAAUACUAAAGAAAAGGAAAUUAUGCUUGAUUUUUUAAAAGAAAAGGCAGAAAAGACAUUUUCCCGAGAAGAAAAGAGUUCUGAUUUUGACACAGAGACGACGUCUCUCGAGAAUAACAAAGAGGGGAAUUGUUUUACGGCUAAUGGAAUAAAUUCAGAAGGUAUGGCAUUAGAAUGUGAAAAAGAGAGGGGAGAAUCAGAUAUUGACUUAAAAGAAAUUAAUUUUGAGGGCGAAGCAGUAAAUGAAGACUCCAAACCUGAAAAGGACAGUUCUGGCUCUGAAAAUUCUGAAUUUGAGAAAGAGAUGAUUGCAUCUGUAGUUGAACCUGAUAAGAUUAUUUCUGAAGUUGAACCUGAUCAAAUAAUGGACUCUGACUUUGACACCGAGAAAACUGAUUGCAAAACAGAGAAGACUAAUUCUGACGUUGGUGCAGAGAUAAUCAAUUUUGAGAAACAAGAAGAAAUCUCUCGGGCUGAUGGGCAGAAAAAUGAAGUCGGAGCUCAAGCAGAGACUUCAGAAAAGGAAACUCGGGAAGAUAAGACAUUGCCUGAAAACUGCUCAAAACAUAAAUCCAAAUUUGCAGAUAAAGAAGAUGACGUUAAGUUCCUAGUUAACAGGGGUGAUAACGUCCCUGAAUUGAACGGGAAUAUUAAUACUGAAUCGGAUACAGAGAAGAUUUAUACUUGUUCUAACAAAAUAAAAAUUGAUAUCAUUGAUAACAUUGAUGGUGAAUCAAACACGGAAUUGAUUAAUUCUGAACAAGACACGGAAAUACUAGUAGUUGAUUCUGAACAAGGAACAGAGAAGAUUGAUCCUGAACUAGAAAAAGUAAAGAUUGAUCCUCAGCUAGACACAGAAAAAGUUAAUUCUGAACAAGACAAAGAGCAGAUUGAUUCCAAACUAGACAUAGAGAAGAGUGAUUCUGAACAAGGCAUAGAGAAGAGUGAUUCUGAACAAGACGCAAAGAAAAUUGAUUUUGAACAAGACACUGAGAAGAUUGGUGCUGAACAAGACACUAAGAAGAUUGAUACUGAACAAAACACUAAGAAGAUUGAUUCUGUACAAGACGGCGAAAAAAAUGAUUCUGAACUGGACACAGAAAAAGUUGAUUCUGAACAAGGCAAAGAGAAGAAUGAUUCCAAACAAGACACAGCGAAGAUUGAUCCUGAACAAGAAAAAGGAAAGAUUGAUCCUGAACUAGACACAGAAAAAGUUGAUUCUGAACAAGGCAAAGAGAAGAAUGAUUCCAAACAAGACAUAGAGAAGAUUGAUUCUGAACAAGAAAAAGGAAAGAUUGAUCCUGAACAAGAGACAGAGAAGAUUGAUUCUGAACAAGACACAGAAAAGAUUGAUUCUGAACUGGACAAAGAGAAAAUUGAUUCGGAACAAGACACGGAGAAGAUUGAUUCUGAAGUAAAGAAUAACACAUCAGAGUCUAAAAAUAUUCCAGAGAAUUUUUCGUUCACAAGAGAAGCUGAUAACAUACAGUUCGUACAAAAAUUAGAUAAAACAGUUGUGAUUGAUGCUGGAUCGCUAACUGUCAAGGCAGGCUUUGCUGGUGAUGAAAAUCCCAAAGCUUGCUUUCCCAAUAUUGUGGGUGAACCUAAAAAGAACAUUGCUAUUUCCCUUCAGCAUACAUCACAAAAUAACAUUUUACUGAUAGCAAUGAAGGCAGAGUGCAAAGUACCAGUACUUAAAGUCCGAUACCCUGUCGUCAAUGGCCAAAUUGAGGAAUGGGAUGAUAUGGUAGAAAUUUUAUGCCAUGCAAUAGAGCAUGAAAUCGAUGUUGAUGAUGUCUCUCAAUACGUUAUGGUAAUGAUUACUGAAACAGAAGAUGGACAACAACUGAUGCGACUGCUCUUUCAAAUAUUUAAACCACGUGCUGUUCUUCUCGUAAACCAAGCUAUUCUAUCACUGUUUGCUUCCGGUCGUUCGACAGGUGUGGUUAUCAAUUUUGGGGAAGGUACAAGCCAAGUCGUCCCAAUCUUUAACAGAUGCAUUAUUCAACACGCUGUCAGAAAUUGGGGUUGCAAUGGCCUAGGGCUCACGAAAAAACUCAUGGAGAUGUUGGACAUUGCCGAAACACCAGCUGGACUAAUACGUACCCGAGGGAUCAAAGAAAAGUUUUGCUACGUUGCCAGUGACCCAAAUAUUGAGAAAGAAAAUAUUAAAUGCGACGAGUGUGAACUAUCGGAUGGUACUGAAAUUACUAUCGGUGCCGAGAAAUUCCAAUGCCCGGAAGUACUAUUCGAAGAUUGUCGAAUACACGAAAUUGUUGUUAAAGUAAUUGAAAGCUGCGAUAAAGACAUCCAGGGAGAAUUAUUUAAAAACAUCGUUCUUGCUGGUGGAUCUACAAUGCUUCCGGGAUUUCCUGAGCGCCUGGAGAAAGAAAUUAGAGGCUUGGUUGGGGAAACAAAAGAGUUCCAUAUCAUUACACCUCCUGACAGAAAUCUUUCUGCGUGGAGAGGAGGAUCAAAGAUUUCUUCAACAGACUUAUUUUUAUGCGAUUUAUAUUCUAAAGAUGAAUUUGAUAACAAGGGACCUAUGCAUUACUUUUAA
This is a messenger RNA of Saccostrea cuccullata (small rock oyster), 2838 nucleotides long. RefSeq names its product POTE ankyrin domain family member F-like. Lineage: Eukaryota; Metazoa; Mollusca; Bivalvia; Ostreida; Ostreidae. The transcript has 2 exons. Bases 1 to 2838 code for a protein of 945 amino acids. The record is from RefSeq and is a predicted model, not a curated record.